This is a messenger RNA of Melospiza melodia melodia, 2554 nucleotides long. RefSeq names its product tubulin tyrosine ligase like 13 (gene TTLL13). Gene Ontology annotation, molecular function: tubulin-glutamic acid ligase activity; tubulin binding. Gene Ontology annotation, cellular component: cilium. The record is from RefSeq and is a predicted model, not a curated record. The transcript has 12 exons. Lineage: Eukaryota; Metazoa; Chordata; Aves; Passeriformes; Passerellidae. Gene Ontology annotation, biological process: microtubule cytoskeleton organization; protein polyglutamylation. Bases 1 to 2238 code for a protein of 745 amino acids.
AUGUGUUUCACACCCCAUCCCCGGUUCCCUGGGGUGUGUCAGCCGCUGUCCGUGGUCCCGGCUGGCCCUGUCACUGCUUGCCUUGGCACAGUGCGGCGGGCGGCGCAGCACUGCGGGAUGAAGGAGGCGGCCGAGCACGAGGAGUGGACGGUGUACUGGACGGACAGCACGGUCACUCUGGAGCGCCUCAUGGAAAUGAAGCGCUUCCAGAAAAUCAACCACUUCCCAGGCAUGAUCGAGCUGUGCCGCAAGGACCUGCUGGCUCGCAACCUGAACCGCAUGCUCCGGCUCUUCCCCAAGGAGUACAACAUCUUCCCCCGCACGUGGUGCCUGCCAGCAGACUACGGAGAUUUCCUUGCCUAUAGAUCCAUGAGGAAAGCAAGAACAUACAUCUGCAAGCCUGACAACAGCUGCCAGGGAAGAGGGAUCUUCAUAACCCACCACCCAGAGGAGAUCAAGCACGGGGAGCGCAUGAUCUGCCAGCAGUACAUCUCUGAGCCCUUCCUCAUCGAUGGCUUCAAGUUUGACAUGCGCAUCUACGUGCUGGUCACAUCCUGUGACCCACUGAAGAUCUUUCUCUACAAGGAGGGCCUGGCCCGGUUUGCCACCAUGAGGUACAUCGAUAACAGCACGAGAAACCUGGGUGACAUCUGCAUGCACCUGACCAAUUAUGCAAUCAACAAACACAAUGAAAAUUUCAACAAGGACGACAUGGUGGGCAGCAAGAGGAAACUGUCCACCCUGAACGCCUGGAUGGCAAAGCACAACUAUGACACAUCAAAGCUCUGGGCAGAUAUUGAUGACAUUGUUAUAAAGACAUUGAUUUCAGCUCACCCUGUGCUGAAACAUCAUUACCAGAGCUGUUUCUCCAACCGCACUACUGGCUGUGCCUGCUUUGAAAUCCUGGGCUUUGACAUUUUGCUGGAUAGAAGGCUGAAGCCAUGGCUGCUGGAGGUGAACCACUCUCCCAGCUUCAACACAGAUUCUCAGCUAGACCAUGAGGUGAAGGAUGCCCUUCUGUGUGACACUUUCAACCUGAUCAAUGUGCACGCCUGUGACAGAAAGAAGGUGCUGGAGGAAGACAAGCGGCGGGUAAAGGAACGGCUCCUGCAGGCCAGCCAGCCUCCCUGGGAGUCCAGGCGCAGGGAGCAGGAGAGCAGCCAGGCUGCCUGGCUGGCACAGGCUGAGACCUACGAGAACGAGCACCUGGGGGGCUUCCGACGCAUCUACCCAGCACCCGGGACAGAGAAGUACGAGCCAUUCUUCCAGCAGAGCAGGUCCCUCUUCCAGGAUACAGCAGCAUCCAAGGCAAGAGAAGAGCAUGCCAGGCAGCAGCUGGAGGAGAUGCGCCUGAAAAAUGAAAAGCUGGAAGCUAUCAGGAAGAAGAAAACAGAGAGGAAUAAAGGCACAACUCCUACAACCCACCUUUCCUACAGAAGCACCAAGUCAUGGGACAGAAAGGUGCAGCGUGUGCAGUACAACUCCAUGAAGCCCCAGAACAUUGUGGAACACGAAGAGAAGAGGAGACUGAAUGCUCUGCUGCAGCGUGAGAAGCAGAUCCGAGGGCUGGGCAUCACUGAGCUGCUUUCCCAGCUGCUCCCCACGGCUGAAACCCAGAGACCCUACGUGCUCCAGAGCCAGCUACUGUUUCCCUGGGAUGUCAUUGAGGAGCACAACGCCCACAAAUUAAUGAUGCUUUUCUCAUUCCUGGGAGUCCCAGCUCGGCCCUUGGCACACAGGGUUUUACCCAGCCCUGCAGCCCAGGGCCUGCCACAGCACAUGGCAGGCCCAGAUCCCAAGGACACGGAGACCCUCUGCAUUCGAGGCCAGAGCAUCCCGUGCCACGCGCGGCGCAGGGGCGCCCGGGCGCAGGGCGGGGGCUGGCAGCAGGGCCCGGCGGCGGGGGCGGCGCUCCCCCAGCCCUGCGCCCACCCCCGGGGGCAGCAGCCCAGGGAGCAGGGUCUCCCUGGCACCACCAGCCAGGCUGAAGGCUGUAACGCUGGUAGUCGGUCAUCCUCCGAUGGGGGCAGCUGUCCCCCGACGUCCCCAGCCAGCCCCCAGCAGGCCCCAUGUGAUGGCACUUCCAGCUGUGCUGUGGAGCUCCCCGCCGCCACUGCCGCGCAGCACACACACACCUCACACCGCGGCAGAGCCUCGUCGUGCCAGUGCGUCACACCACGCCGGCACCUUGCCCCGUGCCACUGCCCCUCAGAUUCACAGCCUGAAAAGCACAGGUAACACGGCCAGGGGCUCAGCCUUCCGCCCGUGCGUGCUUGCCUAAGAACCAGGACUUGCAGGAUGAAACCAGCACAGAUGCUGGCUGCCUCCAUCAACUCUGGAGUCAGCUGCUGAGCCCCCUGACCAGCACCUGGGCCCAGCACGGCUCCGGCCACCUGCCCCGGCUGCCUUCACCCCUGCCAGGGCCGGAGACUGGUGCUUGUGCCCUGCCCGCUGCACGGCCGCCUGCGCUGAAGCCCUCCGGAGGCCACCUCUCUCAGGACCCGUCGGAAGCUCCCGCGCCGGCCCCGCCCGUCCCCGGGCCUGUUCCGGGCCA